Molecule: messenger RNA, 1861 nt
Organism: Labrus bergylta (ballan wrasse)
Lineage: Eukaryota; Metazoa; Chordata; Actinopteri; Labriformes; Labridae
Gene: as3mt
Product: arsenite methyltransferase
Biological process (GO): arsonoacetate metabolic process; toxin metabolic process
Cellular component (GO): cytosol
Molecular function (GO): arsenite methyltransferase activity
Source: RefSeq, a predicted model, not a curated record
AGGAUUUUAAUAAAGUGUAAUAAAAAAGGCCGUGAUGUCACAGGACUCAUGACCUGCUCAGUCUGUGUACACUGUACAGAGUCGAGCUAGCGUACAGCUGCAGGGAGGACUGUGACAGAGCAGGUGUUGACUUUGUACUCGAAAUAAUGUCUGGAGAAAAGAGCGCGUGUGCCAAAGGCUUCGUUGAUGGCGCCAUUCACGUAGAUGUCAAGGAUUAUUAUGGCAAAGUGCUGAAAAACACUUCAGACCUGAAGACCAAUGCCUGUGUGGCUCCGGCCAAGCCCAUCCCCGCUUUCAUCCGUCAGGCUUUGAAGAAAGUGCACCCUGAAGUCAUUGCCAGGUACUAUGGCUGUGGUCUGGUGGUACCAGAGUGCUUGGAGGACUGCAGGAUACUGGACCUGGGCUGUGGAAGUGGGAGGGAUUGCUACAUGCUGGGUGACCUGGUGGGGGAGAAGGGUCAUGUCAUUGGCAUCGACAUGACAGAGGACCAGCUCGAGGUGGCUCGGACAUAUGUGGACUAUCACACAAAAGAAUUUGGCUAUAAGAAGCCCAACGUCAGUUUUGUCCAGGGCUACAUUGAGGCCCUUACAGAAGCGGGUCUAGAGAAGAGCUCAUUCGAUAUCAUUAUUUCCAACUGCGUGGUGAAUCUCUCUCCAGACAAGAGGAGAGUGCUGGCUGAAGCUUACAGUGUGCUCAAGGAUGGUGGUGAGCUGUACUUCAGUGAUGUCUACAGCAGUGAAAGAGUAACAGAGGAGAUUAAAAAUCACAAAGUCCUGUGGGGUGAGUGUAUUGGUGGAGCGCUCUGGUGGAAGGAUCUGCUACAGCUGGCUGAAGAAGUUGGCUUCAGCCCACCACGUCUGGUCACAGCGAGUGUCAUCACAGUCGACAACAAAGAACUGCAGCAAAUUCUGGGUGACUACAAGUUUGUCUCCGCCACCUACCGCCUGUUCAAGGUGCCUAAAGGCAACGCCAAGUCCUGUCAGGUUAUAUAUAAUGGGAACAUUACAGGAGUGGAGGACCGCUUUGAGUUUGACUGUCAGCACACGUUCAAGGUAGGUGAGGUGGUGGAGGUCGAUGCAGAGCUCGCCACCAUCCUGACCCAUUCCAGAUUUAAGGAGGACUUCACUUUCAAGCCACCUGGAGGCCCCUGUGAGCCCUGCACAGUCAAACCUAAGGCCGGCGUUGUGGAUCCUUUUGAACUGGCCUCACAGCUGGAGAAACCGAGUCCAGGAUCAGCCACAGGGGGGUGCUGCAGCACAAAGUCUGCAUCCUGCUGCAAGUGAUGGUGGGAAGAGCACUGUGAUAUACAGGCCCUGCAUAUUACUGUGUAUGCAGGAUAAUAGGAACUGACCUAAUUAUGCCCCGUGCUUUGUCAUUGUGUUGUGUAAAUGAAUCCUUACUCAAACAUUAACAUGUGUCUUACUGAUUUAUGGUGCACCUUUGAAGACAAUCUAAUUUGCUUUUAAAUAUGAUUUAAAAAUAACUAUUUUGCUUCAUAAAUCAUUAUGUUGGUUUUGUACCAAGGCAAGCCAAGAAUUCCCCAAAAUGUGAGACUUUUACUUCAUCUUGAAAAGUCUUGUAAAUUGUAAGAAACUGUAUUUUUCUUCAGAGAGAUCUUCUCUCUGAAGAAAAAUAUAUCCAUGUUAUAUCUAUCCCAUUCACGCCUUUAUUGGGACUUUUCCCACCAUUGCCUUUAAAAGUGACCCCACGGUGUAGUAACUCUGAUUCUAAUAGUUUAGUUAUGCUGCAUAUUGACUGAUUUUGUACUAUUGUGAGCUAUGCAACAGCUUUCUAAUGAUCAUCUGUUAUAAAUAAUGUAUGUUUUAAUUGUUGCUACGAGUAAAUGUUGUCAAUCAGAAAA